This is a messenger RNA of Rasamsonia emersonii CBS 393.64, 1089 nucleotides long. Its product is annotated as 1-aminocyclopropane-1-carboxylate oxidase. Bases 1 to 1089 code for a protein of 362 amino acids. Lineage: Eukaryota; Fungi; Ascomycota; Eurotiomycetes; Eurotiales; Trichocomaceae. The record is from RefSeq and is a predicted model, not a curated record. Gene Ontology annotation, molecular function: dioxygenase activity. The transcript has 5 exons.
AUGCCUGCGAAGGUAGUCCCAGACCUGGAGCCGUAUGUUCCGCCUCCACAGACCAAGGAAAACUUGGACUGGGCUGAGCUGGAGGCUCUCGACAUCUCCCGAUUAGAUCAACCCGGAGGCAAGGAGGCUUUGGCCGAACAAGUGCUGAGAUUCAUCAACAAGAAUGGAUUCUUCUACGUCACCGGGCAUGGCCUCACAGACGAGCAGAUCAACCGCCAGUAUGCCAUCGGCAAGGCCUUUUUCCGGCUGCCACUGGAAGAGAAGAUGAAAUAUCUGUGUAACACGGCCGUUGGAGAUUUCCGUGGAUACAAACCGCGGUCGACUGGGGAACUCAGCUCGAGGGAUAACGACGAACGCUACAAUAUUCCCAAGUUCACGCCAGAGCACGAACGACCACACCCGCAGCUGAUCCUGGACCAUUACGAGGAGAUCAAAGAGUUUUCAUUGCACAUCCAUAACAAAAUUCUCCUACCACUGCUGCGACUGUUCGCGUACGUGCUGGAAAUCGACGAGGACUACCUCGUCAACCUCCACCGGUACGAGGAGAAAGGACUCGAAUACCUGCGCUACAUGCAGUACUAUCCUCGCACAGCUGAGGAAGACCGCAAACUGGGCAACAUCUGGGCCCAAGGCCACACGGACUACAACACGCUCACCUUCCUCUUCUACCAGCCAGUGGCGGGCCUGCAGGUGCUGACUACAGACGGCACCUGGAAAUACGUCAAGUCGGAGCCGGGAUCUAUUAUCGUCAACAUUGCCGAUGCGCUGGAGUUUCUGAGCGGUGGCUUCCUGAAGUCGACCGUCCAUCGAGUCGUGCGGCCGCCGAGUGACCAGGCUGAUAAGCCGCGACUUGGACUGAUAUAUUUCGCACGUCCAGAGGCGGCGGUACGGAUGAAGCCGGUGAAAAGCCCGCUGCUGGAGAGACUGGGCAUCCAGAUUCCAGAGUCAGAGAGGAAGGCUUUGGAGGGGAUCACUGCGGAGGAAUGGGCGAGGGCCCGUAUAGCAAAGGACCACCGUUUUCGCACUGGAGUUGUUAACCAUCGCGAGACGGAGAUUAUUGCUGGUGUUUACCAGAAAUACUACGAUUGA